Myodes glareolus (Bank vole) is the source of this 2642-nucleotide messenger RNA. Lineage: Eukaryota; Metazoa; Chordata; Mammalia; Rodentia; Cricetidae. The record is from RefSeq and is a predicted model, not a curated record.
GCAUCUCCCUGUUCAAACCGGCCAAUCGGCGACCGGCGAAGGCCAGCGCUGCAUUUAAACCCGUGGCGAAACACCAGCUGGGUUUUCGUCCCUCCGAGUGAAAGGCUACGGGCGAUCUUCAUGGAAGGAGGAGACGGCCGCGACGUACCUUCGGCCAGCCAGGCAAGAGAGGUUAAGAUGGAUGCUGGUAAUAAGGAAGACAUUGUUCUUUUGGAAGAUGAAAAAUUUGACUUCGACCUUUCCUUGUCUUCUUCAAGUGCAAACGAAGAUGAUGAAGUCUUUUUUGGGGCUGUUGGACAUAAAGAAAGAUGCAUUGCUGCCAGUUUGCGCCUUGGCACCCAGGUUUCCGAGCAGGCUCUUGCAGCAGCCUCUGGCAGCCCUCUUACCUGGAGCCCUCUCACCGGGGAGAAGUUUGUAGAGGUGUACAAAGAAGCUCACUUACUGGCCCUGCAGAUAGAAAGCCACAGCCGAAGAGAGGUGGCCCAGGCUGCCAAGCCCCCAAAUCCUGGGAAGCAGGGCGUGGAAAGAUUUCUGCAAGACUCAAAGUUAAAGAUAAGUCUCUUUGAAAAAGAACAGAAGAGAGAGAAAAGCCCCAUGUCAUUGAAAAGAGAGACAUUCUGCCUGCCAGUUUCAGGGGUACAGCCUCCGUUGGGGGAGACCCAGCUGCUGGCGUCUCCAGCCCUGCUCAGUUCCCCUGUCCCAGUUGGCCCUGUUGAGAUCCAGAGCAACCAGGAUCUGCCCUGCUCCUCUCAGCCGCCGCCAGGGGUGGCAAGGACCUCCCAACCCCCACAUCAGGCUGGGCCUCCAAGGAGAAUCACCAGCAAGCUGCAGCCACCCCGAGCUCUGCCUGUAAGAGGAAAACCUCUUCACCUGGCCACAGAGAAGCUCAAAAAAGAGGUGCCAACUAGUGUUCAGAGGAUGAAACCACCGAGUCAGAAGGGAUCCCAGAGUGAUGUGCCCCUGGACAAACCCAGCACCGCUCCAGAUGCUGCUAGUAGAGGGAGCCGCCCAGGCAAACGUUCCCUCCCCGUUCCUAGCAAGUCGGGGCUGAAGAAGACCCUGUUGAAGCCACCUGGCUACACCAGCAGUCUCACGAGGAAAUCCUCCGCCUCAGGGUCUGCUUCGAGCCUCACGUCUGGUGCAUGUGUGUCUCCAGCAGCAGGCAAAGCAAAGUCCAGUGAUCUUUCAAAUGUGCCCGCUAACAGCUCUCGGCCUCUGUCGAACUCCAGCAAAUUGGGCAAAGUAGGCCCCGCCUCUCUGCAUCAGGCUUUGCCAGCAGUCCCUGCCAGGGCAUCUUGCAAACAAGCCAAAGGGGCUGAUGCUGCCCAGACAGCGGUAGAGCAGCCCAAGGCCUCCAUCCUGACUCCUCUCAGCCAACCACCUCAGACUCCAGAACAAGGAGGACCAAGGCUGGGCCCUGACACCCUGACAUCUCAGCUGAAUAAAACGAGCAGCGUAAAGCGGCAGGACUCCUACCUAAACUGCAAGACAGAGGCUGUGUCUACUGAUACAAACCUGUUUAAAGUCCCCCAGUUUUCUGUUGGCGAGUCAAUUGAUGGUAUGACCCCAAAGUUCUCGCGAACUCAUCGGCUACAGUCCUGGACGCCAACUAGCAGAGUCAUCAGCAGCACUCCUGUGAGGUGCUCAUUGGGACCCACUUCACAAGAACUGCCCAGCAGUGUGAGGACCCCUGUGAGCACAAGACGGAUGUCUGCACUGCCCACACCUGCCAGUCGGCGCCUCUCUGGCCUUCCAUUAAUGGCACCUCAGUCCAUGCCCAGGGCUUUGGCAUCCCCACUGUGUCUGCCUGCCCGGCGACUUUCUUCUGAGCCUAGGAGAAGGUCAACAGUCAGAGCAGAGCCAACACAGGAGAGCAGCGGCAAUGGGCAGGGCCAAGGCCUGUCCUCUGAUGAGAGCUCUUCCCCUCCAUCUUCCGUGCCUCAAGCACUUGACUUUUCUCCAGAAAAGAGUGACUUUCCUCCUUCCCACGGCUCCACCGCAGUCACAGCUCAGGGUGAAGCAGAGACUCAAGAAAACACGAGCCCCAGCAAGGAUCUUCUCCUGGACAUCAAGCUGGACCAGCUGACCAUCACUCCUGAAGCAGGGGGCAGAGACCUAUCUGACCACCCUCUCAUCGACUUCAGCAAUACCCCUGAGUCGAACAUGGCUUUGGGACCCAGCAGCUGGCCCCUGAUGGACCUUAUAAUGAAUACUCCAAACAUGGCCAGAAACAAUGUGGGGAGACCGCCAAAGGCUGAGCUUGGGCAGCUGAUCGACCUGGACUCCCCACUGAUUCAGCUGAGCCCCGAGGCUGACAAAGAAAAUGUGGACUCACCACUGCUCAAGUUCUGAGCAGGGCACCUUCUGUCCUUCGCGGUUGACCUCUGACCGGUCCUCAGGCUGUAGACACAAAUGUUGGAAGGAAUUGUAUUUGACUGGGGGGAGGCCUGCUACACUGCUUGUGUCUGGAGUGGCACCCAGGUAGGGUUCCCACUGUGGACCUAAGCAUCUACUUCUGUGGCUGCCCCGCUCCCUGCCUUGAUUCUUUUGUAUGUAAAAUAGCUAAUGACUGUUUGUAAACUUAAAUUUGUUUGAAAAGUUAAAUAUUCUAGAUUUAAAUUAAAUUAUAAAGUACAUUAAAA